Varroa destructor (honeybee mite) is the source of this 1896-nucleotide messenger RNA. RefSeq lists its product as uncharacterized. The record is from RefSeq and is a predicted model, not a curated record. Gene Ontology annotation, molecular function: oxidoreductase activity. Lineage: Eukaryota; Metazoa; Arthropoda; Arachnida; Mesostigmata; Varroidae. Gene Ontology annotation, cellular component: mitochondrion. Gene Ontology annotation, biological process: carnitine biosynthetic process.
CACAGUCAGUGAAUGACCAGAUAUUGUCUUCAAGACUUCCACUUGAGACUGACCGAAUUCAGGCAGGAACUUUCGAAACAAACUUAAGAUGACAUUGUUGAAGAUAGGCUACCAGUUGCUGCGGUCGGCUGUCCGAAAACAGAGAAUUUCGCCGUUCCGGAACGUUGUUGCCACUCAGAUGUCGCCAGACGACGCUGUCAGUACGAGCGCUGAAGUCGACGAGGAACUCGUGCCGGCGCCACAGAUUUCGCGUGUUGACCGCAUUAACGAUACAACCAUUUGCGUCAGCUUCUCCGAUGAUACCCACUGUAACUUCAGCACUGUCUGGUUACGCGACUCGUGUCGCUGCCCUGUAUGCGUUCACCCGCUUACACAGGGCCGCAAGAUAGACUGCACCCAUUUUAGUCCGAAAAUUCGUCCCUUAUCAUGGGCUUUGCGGGAUUCUGGAGUUUUAGAAAUCAGCUGGCCACAAGAUGAGACUGGAAAACACACGGGCAUGCUAAAAGGUGCUUCUAUUAAGGAACGACAAAAACCACACGUGUCGGUUUUUUCUUCAGAAUGGUUGUACCAAUUUCGGCCUCUGUUCGAACGCUCAACGUCGGCAAUUUCAGAUGCCGUGCAAAUUGAGGAUGAAACAUACUCUCCGCGCACCUCGGUCAUCUUGUGGAACGCCGACGAGUUUGAAGAGGAUCCACCUGAAGUGCCAUACCGUGAUUUCCUGUCCGAGAGGUCAGCUCUCAAGCAGGUCUUAAAAAAUGUCGCUAAAUUCGGACUUUGCGUCAUCAAAGGUGUGCCAGCAGAGGAAAAUGAAAUUGCUCGGGUGGCUAGACGCAUGGGUUUUAUCCGUGAGAUCGGCUGCGGACAAACGUUCCAUAUAGGGCGGCCCUCGGAGCGUCAUUCGGGUAACAUGGAAACAACUAACAAUCUUAAUAGUAAGGCCUACCGCGAAUGGUCGCCUGGGAUUCAGUUGCUACACUGCAUUCGUAAUGAUCGGCCUACACUAUCCAGUGAUCUUGACUGUAUGGCAAAACACGAGUUCAUUGACGGCUUCGCCGCUGCCCAGUGGUUAAGAUAUCAAGAGCCGAACGCGUUUACCGUCCUCACUCGCACUCCUGUGACGUUCAGUUUUCUCGAUGUUGAACGUGACAGGUGGCACCGUGAGACAAAUCCGAUCAUUACUUUAGAUUCACGUGGUCAUAUCAGAGAAGUGCAUUAUAGCACUCUGUCGAUGAGACCGCCGCUGCUGCCGACUACACAGAUGCACGACUUCUACAACGCGUUUCGUCUGUUCUCCAAACGUUUGCAAGACCAGAAGCUGGUUUUCGACCUGCAAAUGCAGCCUGGGGAUCUCGUGAUUUUUAACAACAGACGGGUUAUCGAGCGAGGCACCAACGAGAUGGAUACAUCGAGCAACGUCUUUUUUAAGGGAUGCUACAUGGAUGUUGGCGAGGUUUUAGCUCUCUAUGAAAAAAUCAAAAAGGAUGACGCUAUUGAUGAAAAAUAGACCGUAGAACUUGCCGAAAAUUUAUGACUGGACGUUUAAAGUGACAUAUUUGCAUCAAAAAUGCUGCUAAUCAGUCCCAGAUGAACCUCAUUCCUUCGGCGGCUACCUAUGCCGCGAGUACUUUCUUGCAACUAUUUGCUACAAAUUUAGAACAUGGUUUUAUAGAAAGGAAUGCAUAGUUUAUCCUCCUGGCAUCAACGAUCCUUGUGGCACUACAUAUUAUGAUAUCCAUGAUGUCAUGCCAUGUAAAUAUGUAAAUAUAUUCUAAGACAAUGCUGUGACGUAUUGGGUGGUAUGCGUCCAUUUACUACGUAUACGAUUUGUGCCCGAGGUGAGUUAGAGUUCUAUCGCUAACGGGAAAAUAAAACAUACACGCUUUGUACUCUACCUAG